Closterium sp. Naga37s-1 is the source of this 3165-nucleotide messenger RNA. The record is from the annotation of a GenBank genome assembly. NCBI's taxonomy places the organism in Eukaryota, Viridiplantae, Streptophyta, Zygnematophyceae, Desmidiales, Closteriaceae.
AUGGCGCUGCUUUCCGGAUCCCCCUCCCCGUCCCUUUCCGCGCUCCUCUCCUCCCGCCCCUUCUCCGCCCUCUCUCCCCUUGCUAGCGCCUCUUCCGCCUUCCUUUCCCCCAACCCCCUUCCCCUCCCCGCACUCUACGCGCCUUCCGCCCCCCGCGACCUCGAUCUCCGACUCCCCGGCUUCCCCUCGCCACCCGCGCUUCGGCCGAAACACUCCCCGCAUGCCCCGCGUCUUCCGCCGUUUCUCGAGGACCCGUUCCCCGGUUGCGGAUUCAGGGAGAUCCGUGAAAUCGCGGUUCCGGGAAUAUCCAUUCCCGCAAGGGGCUUCCCCCUCCCUUUCUCCGCCCCCGCGCAUCCCGCGCUUGCGCCGAAGAUAUGGGCGGGGGGAGGUCCGCGCACGUUCCCCGGCGGAGUGACAAAGUGGCAGUGGAAGCGCAUGCAGGAGAAAAAGCGGCGCGCGCGAGAGCGCGCGCAGCUGAUCCGCGAGCAAGAGGCGUUCGAGGCGAAGCGGCGCGAGCAGCUCCGCAUCUUGCGCGGCCCGGAGCGCCCCUGGGGGGAAGAAUCCGACCGCGGAUGGGGGAAACCUCCGCGGGAAGGGCGGAUGCCGCCGGUUCUUCCGCCGCGAUCCGCGGGGCCGCCACUUCCGUGGGAAAAGCCGCGCGGGGUUGAUGACACUGCGCGCCGAUGGGGAGAGGAGGAUGGGGGCGGAGGGCUUUGGAAGGGUUUGGGGGAGGAGGAGGGGACGGGGGGAAUGAUAGUUCCGUGGGAGAGGCAAGGGGGGAAGGCGGAAGGGAAAGCGGACUGGGGGAGCGCGCGAGAGGAGCAAUUGGGGAAGAGUGAUUGGCGGAACCAGGGGGGCAUGGCGGAAGGGCUGGGGGGAAAGGGGGAAGGGGGGCCAGUCCGCUGGGAGCGGCUUCCGCAGGUGCCAUUGGCGGAGCGGAGGCGGCAGGCGGGGGGGGAACGCGGGUGGGGGGAGGAGCGCGCUAGGGGGCAGCAGCGCGCUUGGGGGGAGGAGCGCCUGAGGGAGGACCAGCGCAACAGAGGGGGGCAGCGGGGACGCGCUGCGCCAAUGGCGGGGGAGGGUGUGCGCCCGUGGCAGCGGGAAGGGGAGGGGGAGAUGCGCCAACAGUGGCAGCGGGGGGAGGAGGGGGAGAUGCGCCAGUGGCGGAGAGAGGAGGAAGGGGGAAUGCGCCAACAGCAGCGGGGGGAGGAGGGGGGGCGCGUGUGGUGGGAGGAGGAUGCGGAGGAGGGGGCGGAGAGGGGAAUGCGCCCACGGGAAAGGGGGGAGAGGGGGAGAGGGGAGAGGGGAACAGCAAGGGGGAGAGGGGAAGGGGACGAUCUCAACAAUUCUCUAGAUACGCGGACAACAUGGGGGGGUACUGGGGUAAGAGGGGGAAGGAUGAACGAACGGGGGGAAAUGGAGGAAUUGGCAGAGGAAUGGGGGAAAGAGGGAGAGGAAGGGGGAGAGGGCUGGGUGUGGUGGGAGGAAGGAGGGCUGUAUGGUCGAGGUAGGGGAGGAGGAGAGAAGGGAGGAGGAGGAGGGAGAGAAGGCAGCGGGAGGGGCGGAGGAGAGAGGCGAGAAGGUGGGACGGGUGGAGAUGGGAUGGGAGCAGGGAGGGCAGGAGGGAGAGGAGGAGGAGAAGGAAAGGCGUCCUCUGAAGCGCGCCAAGCCAGGCAAGCACAGCCACCGGCAGCGUUUUCCACACCAAGGGAAGAGGCAGGAAGGGGGAGAGGAGAGGAGAGAGAACGCGCGUGGGGUGUGGGCGGAGGAGCACGAGGAAGGGGAGGAGGGAGAGGAGGAGGAGGGAGAGGCAGAGGAGGAGGGCAGAGGGGAGCUUAUGCUUAUCAAGGAUCAAGCCGGGCGAGCAGGGGAGGAGGAAGGGGAGGAGGGAGGGGAGCGCCAUUGGUGCUGCCUGCAGUGCCGGAGGAGGUGAUUGGUCGGCACGUGAAGCUCAAACACGUGGAGGAUCUUUGGAACGAGGAUGACGGGCCGCUGGAGAGAGGAUCCGGGGCUGCUUAUAACGAGUAUGGGACUUCGCCUGGUGCUGGUGCUGCUGCUGCUGGUGCUGAUGGCACCAGAGAACGCAACAUCAUCACACCACAGGGUCAGAGCAGUGCUGCUGACAAUACCAAGCCUGAUAACACCGGUGAUGGAUGUGAGAACAGCAGAAGCGGCUCAGUGGGAGUGGAAGCUGGCAGUUUUUCCGCCUUGCCGCUAUCUCAGGCCAUGCUUUCAGCCGUUCGCAGCAGCAUGGGGGUUGAUACCACUGCCACGGACAAAACAGAGCGUGAGCGUGCUGAUACCAGCGGGGAAGCAACCAGUUUUACCGCCUUGCCGCUAUCUCAGGCCGUGCUUUCAUCCGUUAGAAGCAGCAUGGGCUUUAAGCGCUGCACUCCCCUACAAGCUGCUACCAUGCCGCACAUACUCGCAGGAGCUGAUCUCCUUGUCAAAGGCAGUUCAGGCACAGGGAAGACCAUGGCUUAUAUGAGAGCGAGCAGAGAGGGCUCUGGGGCAGGCUCAGCAAGUGCUGCAGCUGCUUCAGCCGCCUCAGUCACAGCAGGCGCACAGAAAUUUGCAAGGGCAGGGAGGGAGCAUGGGAGUAGCGGCGAUGGGGAGAGGAGCAGGUGGAGGGAGGAGAGGAGGAGGCGGAGCGAGGCGGGUGGAAAGGGGAAAAGGGAAAGGAGUUGGAGGAGUGGGAGGCACGGGCAGCAAGGGGUGGGGUGGCAAGCAGUGGGGGUGCAGAUGGUGGUGGGAGGGUUGAGUAUGGAUGGUGAGGGGAGGCGAUUGCAGCAGGCGCCGUGUCAAGUGCUGGUGGCGACUCCUGCUCGGCUGUUGGAGCACUUGCAGCAGACUCAGGGCAUGCGGAACAGAGUGCAACAGAUGAAGGUGCUUGUAUGGGAGGAGCUAGAUCGCAUGGUCGAGAUGGGUUUCACUCUCACCAUACACACCAUUGUUCCGCUCCUGCCACGCACCCGCCAAACGCUGCUCUUCUCAAGUGCUCUCUCCAAUGAGAUCUCGCCACCUUACCCCCCACAUUCCCCCCAGCGCCGGCAGCGGCAGCAGCGGACUGCUCCUGAGCCGCAGCAACCAGCGGGCGAAGCGUCUCCACCAUAUCGCUCAUCAGCGCCCCUCUCUCCCCACAGCCCUCUUCCACAACCCCGUUAG